CCCAUGGCACUGCCAUCAUUGCUGCUGGUGGUGGCAGCCCUGGCAGGUGGGGUGCGUCCUCCGGGGGCGCGGAACCUGACGCUGGCGGUGGUGCUGCCAGAACAUAACCUGAGCUAUGCCUGGGCCUGGCCACGGGUGGGUCCUGCUGUGGCACUGGCUGUGGAGGCACUGGGCCGGGCACUGCCCGUGGACCUGCGGUUUGUCAGCUCCGAACUAGACGGCGCCUGCUCUGAGUACCUGGCACCACUGCGCGCUGUGGACCUCAAGCUGUACCAUGACCCCGACCUUCUGUUGGGCCCCGGGUGUGUGUACCCUGCUGCCUCUGUAGCUCGCUUUGCCUCACACUGGCACCUUCCCCUCCUGACUGCGGGUGCAGUGGCCUCUGGUUUUGCAGCUAAGAAUGAGCAUUAUCGUACCCUGGUUCGCACUGGCCCCUCUGCUCCCAAGCUGGGUGAGUUCGUAGUGACAUUACACGGGCACUUCAAUUGGACUGCUCGAGCUGCCUUGCUGUAUCUGGAUGCUCGGACAGAUGACCGGCCCCACUACUUCACCAUCGAGGGUGUCUUUGAGGCCCUGCAAGGCAGCAACCUCAGUGUGCAGCAUCAGGUGUAUGCCCGAGAACCAGGUGGCCCUGAGCAAGCCACCCACUUCAUCAGAGCCAACGGGCGCAUUGUAUAUAUCUGCGGCCCUCUGGAGAUGCUGCAUGAGAUCCUGCUUCAGGCCCAGAGGGAGAACCUGACCAAUGGGGACUAUGUCUUCUUUUACCUCGAUGUCUUUGGAGAGAGUCUCCGAGCAGGCCCCACUCGUGCAACAGGCCGGCCAUGGCAGGACAAUCGAACCCAGGAACAGGCCCAGGCCCUCAGAGAGGCCUUUCAGACUGUACUGGUGAUCACAUAUCGAGAGCCCCCAAAUCCUGAGUAUCAGGAAUUCCAGAAUCGCUUGCUGAUCAGAGCUCGGGAAGACUUUGGUGUGGAGCUGGCCCCAUCCCUGAUGAACCUUAUCGCCGGCUGUUUCUAUGAUGGGAUCCUGCUCUAUGCCCAAGUCCUGAAUGAGACAAUACAGGAAGGAGGCACUCGGGAAGACGGACUUCGGAUUGUGGAGAAGAUGCAGGGACGCCGAUACCAUGGUGUAACUGGGCUGGUUGUUAUGGACAAGAACAAUGACCGCGAGACUGAUUUUGUCCUGUGGGCCAUGGGAGACUUGGAUUCUGGGGACUUCCAGCCCGCAGCCCACUACUCAGGAGCCGAGAAGCAGAUCUGGUGGACAGGCCGGCCUAUUCCCUGGGUGAAGGGGGCCCCACCUUUGGACAAUCCCCCCUGUGCCUUUGACUUGGACGACCCAUCCUGUGAUAAAACCCCCCUUUCCACUCUGGCGAUUGUGGCGCUGGGCACGGGAAUCACCUUCAUCAUGUUUGGUGUUUCCAGUUUCCUAAUUUUCCGGAAACUGAUGCUGGAGAAGGAGCUGGCUAGCAUGCUGUGGCGCAUUCGCUGGGAAGAGCUACAGUUCGGCAACUCGGACCGCUACCAUAAAGGUGCAGGCAGCCGCCUAACACUGUCGCUGCGGGGAUCCAGUUACGGCUCGCUCAUGACAGCCCAUGGGAAAUACCAGAUCUUUGCCAACACCGGUCACUUCAAGGGAAAUGUUGUUGCCAUCAAACACGUGAAUAAGAAGCGCAUCGAGCUGACCCGGCAAGUUCUGUUUGAACUCAAACACAUGAGAGACGUCCAGUUCAACCAUCUCACUCGCUUCAUCGGGGCCUGCAUAGACCCUCCCAACAUUUGCAUCGUCACGGAGUAUUGUCCUCGCGGGAGCUUACAAGACAUUCUAGAGAAUGACAGCAUCAAUUUGGACUGGAUGUUUCGCUAUUCACUCAUUAAUGAUCUUGUGAAGGGUAUGGCCUUUCUCCACAACAGCAUUAUUUCAUCUCAUGGAAGUCUCAAGUCCUCCAACUGUGUGGUGGAUAGCCGUUUUGUGCUCAAAAUAACAGACUACGGUCUGGCUAGCUUCCGAUCAACUGCUGAACCUGACGACAGCCAUGCCCUCUAUGCCAAGAAGCUGUGGACUGCCCCGGAACUGCUUAGUGGGAACUCCUUGCCAACCACAGGCAUGCAGAAGGCAGAUGUCUACAGCUUUGCCAUCAUCCUACAGGAAAUAGCACUCCGCAGUGGGCCUUUCUACUUGGAAGGCCUGGAUCUCAGUCCCAAAGAGAUUGUCCAGAAGGUUCGAAAUGGUCAGCGGCCAUAUUUCCGGCCAAGCAUUGACCGAACACAACUGAAUGAAGAGUUAGUUUUGUUGAUGGAGAGAUGCUGGGCCCAGGACCCAGCGGAACGUCCAGACUUCGGGCAAAUCAAGGGCUUCAUUCGCCGGUUUAACAAGGAGGGAGGGACGAGCAUUCUGGACAACCUCUUACUGCGCAUGGAGCAGUAUGCCAAUAACCUGGAGAAGCUGGUGGAGGAGCGCACACAGGCAUACCUAGAGGAGAAGCGCAAGGCUGAGGCUCUGCUCUACCAAAUCCUACCCCAUUCCGUGGCAGAGCAGUUAAAACGGGGAGAGACUGUCCAGGCAGAGGCUUUUGACAGUGUUACCAUCUACUUCAGCGACAUCGUGGGCUUCACAGCAUUGUCGGCCGAGAGCACGCCUAUGCAGGUGGUGACGCUUCUUAAUGACCUUUAUACCUGCUUUGAUGCCAUAAUCGACAACUUUGAUGUCUACAAGGUGGAAACCAUUGGGGAUGCCUACAUGGUGGUGUCUGGCCUUCCAGGCCGAAAUGGUCAGCGCCAUGCACCAGAAAUUGCUCGCAUGGCCCUCGCAUUACUAGAUGCAGUGUCUUCCUUCCGCAUCCGCCACCGACCCCAUGACCAGCUGAGGUUACGAAUAGGUGUUCAUACAGGGCCGGUCUGUGCUGGGGUUGUCGGUCUGAAGAUGCCCCGGUACUGUCUUUUUGGAGACACAGUUAACACUGCUUCUCGGAUGGAGUCUAAUGGUCAAGCUCUAAAGAUCCAUGUCUCCUCGACCACCAAGGAUGCCUUGGAUGAGCUAGGAUGCUUCCAGCUAGAGCUGCGUGGGGAUGUGGAGAUGAAGGGAAAAGGAAAAAUGCGAACGUAUUGGCUCUUAGGGGAGCGAAAAGGACCUCCUGGCCUCCUGUAAACCCCACGCCAGAUAAUCUCCUGCUGCUGGUACUUUGGACAAUGACCACCGUCUCUCCAUACAACAAAAACAGACUUUGUCAUAUGAGAUGGAAAACACACACACACACACACACACACACA
Arvicola amphibius (Eurasian water vole) is the source of this 3269-nucleotide messenger RNA. It is a transcript of the gene Npr2, whose product is annotated as natriuretic peptide receptor 2. Gene Ontology annotation, cellular component: membrane. The transcript is spliced from 22 exons. The record is from RefSeq and is a predicted model, not a curated record. Gene Ontology annotation, molecular function: peptide hormone binding; guanylate cyclase activity; natriuretic peptide receptor activity. Lineage: Eukaryota; Metazoa; Chordata; Mammalia; Rodentia; Cricetidae. Gene Ontology annotation, biological process: intracellular signal transduction; protein phosphorylation; receptor guanylyl cyclase signaling pathway. Bases 4 to 3147 code for a protein of 1047 amino acids.